AAGAAGGAUCUGUUUCUGUUCAAAACCCAUCCUGACCUUUCUGUUAAAGAAGAACAAAAUAAUGUAGCAACAAAAACAUAAGUGGCUGCCAAAGGAAGAGAGAAAAAAAAAAAAAGAGUUCCUGUAAGGGACUGAAACAAUAAAUCUCCUCUCUGCUGAACUCCCAGAGGGAGUGUGUGUAUUUCCUCCCGUUCUUUAUCAGAGCCCCCAAAAUAAGUAGGAAUGGGCAGUGGCUGUUCACAGUCAGUGCACCUUUUCCACUUGCUAACCAGGCCUUGCGGGGCUGGGAGGGAGUCGUCCCUGCUCGACGCUGGACGGAGAAGCCACUGAGACCAUCCAGGGCACCAUGGAGCUGCUGCGAGUCACCAUUCUUCUCCUUCUGUCCAGUCUUUGCCACAGUGAAAAAGACACAGAUGUUAUACCUGCUACUCCUAAGUUACCAUCAACGAAUUCUACAACAAUAACAUUUACACCAACACCAAGCACAGCACCAUUACCAAAUACUGUUAUCACAUCAACAUCUCCUAAAGGAGCAAACAGCAGUGAGAUAUUAAAUGUGUCUCUGGUGACAACAGUUUCUUCAUUCAUAAGAGUUAAAAGUGAAGAAUUAGGGACCACAGCCAAUGGUGCCUUGAAGAAUGAGUCCACCACCACAAAUGCAACAGUGACAAAUCCUCCACUUCCAAAUGCUGUCUCAACGUCACAAAGUUUCCAACACAUGACUGAGAAUCAGAGUACAAUCAAAACAACAAAAAUAACAGGUAACACUCCACAACCAGAUACAUCGCCUUCUGGAACCAGCAUAUUACUCUCAGUAUCCACUGUAGUUACAGAAAACAUCUUGCAGUCUCAAGGCACUGAGGACGGAAAAAAUGCAAGCUCUGCAUCCACCAGCCCCUCUUAUUCCAGUAUUAUUUUGCCGGUGGUUAUUGCUUUGAUUGUAAUAACACUUUCAGUAUUUGCUCUGGUGGCUUUGUACCGAAUGUGCUGGAAGAAAGACCCAGGCACGCCGGAAAACGGAAAUGAUCAACCUCAGUCCGACAAGGAGAGUGUGAAGCUCCUCACUGUUAAGACAAUUUCUCACGAGUCUGGUGAGCACUCUGCACACGGAAAAACCAAGAACUGACAGCUCGAUGAAUCCUCCCCACACCUAGGCAAUGAAUAUGCUUCAUCUUCAGCUUCUCUGUUCCAAGGCUGGAAGGGGACAAAGUCCUGCGGAUCCUUCCUGACUCCCAGUCUCGCUGCCAGUCUGCGCCGGUCCCUGUCCCAAUAACGUGAUGUCCAGCUGACAUGCAAUACUUUGACAGAAUCAAAAAGAAUCCUGGGCCUCCCUUGUCUUUUGAGACUUAAAAUGCACAUUACUUCAUUUUCUAGAAACAUCCCUAGGAAAGCGAUUUUUAGGAGGGGCAUUUGGAAGCAGGGAACCCGACAGCCCAGGCAGGUGGGCUCUCUGAAGGCACGCCCUUCCCUGGAGUGUAAAGUUUCCAGGGCUGACAAUUUUUAUCCAUGAAGAUUUUCCUACUUUCUCGGUGUUCUUAUAUAACUAAUGUCUGUAUUUAUUGUUUUCCACUAUGUAAAUGCAGGGAAAAUUUGCAAGUAUAUUAUUAAGUGUUAGGUAGAAAUCAGACCAUGCCACUUUGUGUAUAUAUAUAUAUAUAGGUAUUUUAUUCCUGUGUUCCUGUGUUACUUUUAAUAAAUAAUUACUGUUCUCAGCACUAAA
Molecule: messenger RNA, 1720 nt
Organism: Lemur catta (Ring-tailed lemur)
Lineage: Eukaryota; Metazoa; Chordata; Mammalia; Primates; Lemuridae
Gene: EMCN
Product: endomucin
Exons: 12
Coding region: 347-1126 (259 amino acids)
Source: RefSeq, a predicted model, not a curated record